Molecule: messenger RNA, 1251 nt
Organism: Trichoderma atroviride IMI 206040
Lineage: Eukaryota; Fungi; Ascomycota; Sordariomycetes; Hypocreales; Hypocreaceae
Source: RefSeq, a predicted model, not a curated record
CGUCACCCGAACAGCUUUGCUCCAAUUCCGCAAUCCUCAAGAUCCCGCAGACUCCAGUCUGAACCACACCUCACAAUGUCCGCUCCCCUCUUCUGGUCAACGCCCCUCAAGUACUGCAGCUGGGCAGCCCGCGAGCGUCCCGCCUUCUUCUGGUCCGUCGUCGUCGGAGCCGCCGGUCCUAUCCUGAUUCCCAUCGUUCCUCCCAUCCGCCACAUGCUCGGCGAUGUCGACCCUGCGCCGAUUCCCGUGACUUAUCCCGUCCCCGCCGGCCCUCGCAAACAAGUAACAGGCUACGACGACUAAACACGCUACCAAACAAAAGAAGACACAAAAAAAUAUCGAACUCCCAAGUCAUAAAAAGAAAGAAAAGAGCUGGGAAUCGCAAAUAAAGGGGGAAUUGAUUCCUGUACAUACUCACCAAACUACGGCGUUAAUCCAAACAAAUGUAAAGAAACAAGACAUGAGAGGAUGCUCUAAAGUCAGUGGCAGGGCAGGAGAUGAUAAAACUCUAAAAUUCAACAAAAUUACAAACGCUCUCUUUUCUGUUUUGCUUUUUUUUUAUAAACCUGGUACCCAUCCAAAGCUUCCUAUUUUCUUUGUUCUUCUUCUUCUCCUCCUCUCCACUAAGCAUAUAAUUGUCCAACUUUUAAAAGCACACGCCCCUUUUUUUGUAAUAAUCUAUGGUUUACGCUGGCUUCCUGCUUGCUACGCUCACAAAACCCACUGACACAUAAAAAAAACACACAAUCAAAUCUUCUCCCCCUCUUUUUCCCUUCUAAAAAACAACAUUUGCUACUCCAGACAAAUCAUUCCUCGAUUCAUCCCUAUCGCGAGAUGGUGCGAUACGUAUUCCUCACAGAUGUUCGGCGGGGCAAACUCAGGCUCUACCUGUCUCUACUACCCGCGAAAUUCCACUCAUACACUCGCCCAUCAUCAUCCCCGGUGUAGAGACACGUUGGCAUCGGGCUAAUACAAGUGAUUCCCGCCAUCGUAUUCUCCCCCUUUUCGCUAUUAUAAUCGGUAUGAUCCAGGCGCCGCAACAGCUCCAGAGUCCACUUCCCCCUUGCCAUGCUCUUGCGCCACACAUUGACAAUGCCUCCGCGAUGUCCCGUAAAGACGAGGUAAUUCUCAAGCCACUCGUUCCCUGCGCCUUCGUAAAAAGCGCAGGAAUGGACGUAAUCUUCGGAAUCUGAGCAUACAUUCUGUUCCAAAAUGAGGGCGCCGUUUAGGGAGUAGAGGAUCACGUUGGGU